UUCUACCCGUUCGACUACGAGUGUGUGUCCAGUCUGACCACCUUCGAGCACCUGGUUUACCUGUGUCAGAACUCUGGGAGUCCAAGUCCUGAUGCUGUCGCCUCUCGCCAGUCCAGCCCACGCUCAACUCCUGGCCAGCGACUGGGUGCCAAGAAAGAGGAAAGCGUCCGCUCUGAGCCAACAGUCAACUUCAUCCCCUUCCCCUUUGACCUACAGUCCAUCUUGCCCCGAAGCCAACAGGCCGAGCUUCUAUUCUCCACUUUCCUCAUCAGAGAUGGAAGUCGAGUGUCCCAAGACGUGGUCCUGGACCCCAAGGAGCCCAAUGAGCUGCUCCUGAGCCUGUUCUUUGACAAGCUCAAAGAGACACACUCCAACGAGAUCCUCAUCUCAGCCGACGACUGCUACAGGUUUCUCCAGCAUGUCCUUCAGAGACCCAGAGAUCUGGGCACUUGCCCUCUCCCUUUUGCCUACAGGCCCGAUGCCACGUUCUCUUCUCCCACUGGCUUCUCUUUUGAGCAUGGACCCGUGUCAGAAACUGACAAUGAGACCACGGACGCCUCAUCAUCUACCACCAAGCGGACAGGUGACCCGAGCUCCCACAGAAAGUCUGGAGGAGAGAGCAGCUCUGGGGGGCACCACAUAUCGGCCCCUCGUUCAGCCGGUGGGGAACAGGACAGCGGUGGCAAGAGCCAGCAGACGACGCCUCAGAACGAAUCGGCAGCCAAACACUUCCACAGCAAGUAUUUCUCCACGCCGCCCCAGACUGCAGCCAACACGUCUUCGGGUCCGCCUCACAGCGACUCCACGUCCACUUACCUCAACAGCUCCGGCCAGUUUACCUCGCUUGGGGGCACCUCCUCCUCUUCCCCAGCCGGAGGUGGGGGGAAGAGGCCAAAGUUCAAGAGGUCAGAGUCGGUGCACUGCCCCAUGUGGAAGUGUUACGUGAAGAUGGACAUUGGAGAGCACCUGCUGCUUACCUUUGUGCCGGCCAGUUUUGACGACCUGAUUCUACUGAACCCUUCCCCGGCUGAUGUCUCUCCAGAGGAUCUGUCCACCAACGAAGGUGCAGAUGGGUUUUCGUUACCGGAAAAGGUUCAGGUCCCCCCAGACAGAUCAAGCCACUCCCUGGACCCAGGACAAGAAGGCAAGCACAGUUCAGCCCGAGAUGACACGACGUCUGUCCAGAGCCAAAACCAGAGCUCCUGGUCCCACGUGCCCUCAGAGACUCACGCUGCUGACCAAGGCUUUAGAGGGUCAGCCGUAGAAGGUCGCGCCUCCAUGUCGCCCAACAGGGAGAUGAGGAAUGAAAAAGUGCAGGAAUGGGUUAACACAAGUACCCACUCCAUGAAGCCCACUGUGAGUGGUCCGUUGCUCAUCCCCGUCUACGUCUACAGCUGUCAGCUCAAGAACGUCACGGCAUCGCUUGUAGAUAGAUGGAACUUUUCCUUGCCGGAGGAUAUCUUUGAGGACAUGUCGUUCAAGUCAGAUCCGACAAGUGAUGUGAAGUCCCCACGCUCACCACGGGGGCGCCUGCAAUCCUUUGACCUUCACAACGAUGAUGAGGACCAGGACUCUUGGCGCAGCUCGCUUGACCGUCGGUCAACGGACAGCAACCAUUUCAGGCUAGAAUCCUUCAAAGAGCACUGCAAGAUGAUCACUGAGCUGUACUUCAAUUCAUUUGUCACUGGAGUGUUCCUGAGCCUUCAGCAGAGCUACUUUGUGGACAGCCAGGACGUGGAGGCGGCCAUCAACAACAUCUGUGAGGAGCUACACCCCCUGGAGACUGACAUGACCACCUACCUGCUAGCCUCCUGCUCGCACAUGCAGACGCUGGUACAGCAGGCCAGGUGGCGGGAGAGAGGGGAGGCGAAUCGAGGAGGGGGUGGAGGGGGAGGAGGAGGGCCCAGGUUAGGAGGGGUUGGGAUGCUCAAGAACCCGUCUGUGCGUUUCCAGGACUUGGCAGAUUAUUUCCGAGACGAGGAGAGCCCAAAGUUGCCUGACGUCUUACAACUGCCAAGCCACAGCGCGGAAGUGUGCGACAAGGACUGGUGUAACCUCAGCCCAGACACCUGCCAGCAGUCCAAGGAGGAGCAGGCCCUGGCCAAAGUGAUUAGAGCUAAAUUCCAGGCAGCCAUCCUGAAAUGUCUGAAGCCGGUGCCCACCAUGGAAGACUUUUACUUUUACAACCCGUCAUCGCUGCAAAUCAAACCUACGGAUGAAGAACCAACUGAUGAGAGCAUGUCGGAGAGACCUGAAACGGAUGAUGUGUACUUCUCAAACAAGAAAGCGUUGUUGGUGUCGAUGGCAGACGAGAACCCAGAGGCAGAGGACAACGCCGCUUCGCUUCCAGAGCACUGCAUGGACUCAGUGGGCACAUCUAUGGAGUCGAACCACGACGAGUUGUCCCAGGGCUCGUUUGAUGAGAACGCCUCUAACAUCUCCACCGAGCGGGACCCGCUCCCUCUGUUUGUCCACUUUACAUGCACCGUGAAGCAGAAGUCCAAUUGUCAGCACAUGUCUGUGCGCAGCAUGCCUCUCUGUUUUGGCGAAGUAACAUGCGGACUGGUGGAGCCCUUGAAAAGCUUAGACUUCCCUGACUUUAAGGUCACAUUUGACAUAAACUGCCUGACUUUGCUGGACGAUGUGGAGCCGGCAUUCCCGAGAAAACCGUCCUACUUGAGGCUCAUCUCCAGUGGCAGUCAGACCGGGGAAGGGGGGAAGGAAGGCCCAGAUGGGGAGGAGGGCCCUUCUGCCGAUGUUCUGUCGUCCAAACCACUAGGUGACCCAAUCAGUCACUUGUCCAAGCUACAGCAUUCAGCUGUGUACAGUUUUAAAGAUGAGAUUGAGUCUCUUAUGCUGGAAGAGGUGGUGUCCUCCCUGAGACACAUGCACCCCAUCUCGUCCGACACACUGACGUUUGUGGCUGAUCACAUCCGCAGUGCCAUAGUGCACACCCAGUGCAACACGGUGCAGUACCAAUGCAUCAACCUCCAGUUUGUGUAUGGGGCGGAGCAGAGUCUCAACAUGUUCAUUGAGGAAUUUGAAAGGCAAAACCUGCCGGGCUAUCGUGUGACCAAGGAGGGCGACUACUACUUCCUGAUCGUGAACAAAGCCCUGGCACACCAGCUGCGGUACGCGCAGCAGAUCAAGUCGGCUUUUAACAGCCUCGAUCUAGUCGCGAGGGAGAGGGAAGGAGGGGAGGAGGCGGAUGAAAGCGCAAUCAUCUCGAAGGAGGAAAGGAGCUUCAGCCUGCCCAACAUAUUCUCCAAUCCCCCAGAGGAGGGUGGUGAGAUGGAUUCGGGUGGUGAUCCCCCGUCGUUUGUUGUCGGGGGUCAGGUGGACAUGAGGAGCUCGGAGUCGCAGGUGGCCAACAUGCGACCUCGCAGCAGCUCAGAUGUCAAGUCUCGAGCUCGGCCACGCUCAGUUAUGGACAAGCGAGGGCAAGAAGACGAGAAACCUCUGAAGCCUCUGGUUCCUGAGGUCCCGGUGUCACCGACAGAAGGCAAGGUGCAGAUGGUGCUAACGAGUCCUGUAGAGGUGCUCAGGAUCAAGGAGCAGAAUGAUGCUGACAAAAACUUGAAAAAGUCGAGCAGCUUCGCAGGGCUGCAGGGCAGUCAGGUGAGGUCACCGGGUACGGUGGCUUGCUCCGUGCGAAGUCGUCACUGCUCCGCCCCUUCUGGCCACACAUCAGCCUCACGGGCUGGCAUUUUUCCGCAGUCGCCGUCGGUCAUCUCGUCCAGAGAGUCCACCACCAGCGAGGGUUUUGACGGAGACAUCAGCGACAUGGAGCAAGAUGAGACAGCGUCCAUGUCGGAUAUCAGCUCCACUCAUUCUGAGCUGCCCGACUUCUGGCUACUGAUGCAGAUCCACCCGGACAAGACUGAGGUCCUCUUUCAUUCCCGAGAACCUUUGGACGGAGAGUCCCUGAUCAGCAUGGAGCACCAAGCUCUCUACUCAAAGGUCACCGAUAACAUCCACAUGGUCUGCCGCAAAGUCAAUCAGGCUUUACUCCUGAAGGAGCUGAACAAGACCAAAGUCUGCAAUGCCUUGCUGGUGCCCGAGGCUGAUGAGGACUUUACCUGGACCAGUCGGCGCACGCUCUCUGGCCGAUCUGUGCCUGACGGCUAUGAGGUAGAAGAGGAGGAUGACAGUGAGGAAGGUCAAGGCUACCUGGCAGCCAGCAUGAUCUACAGCCCGGGUUCGUUUGCCUGCGACGUGGUCUGGCGCCACCACUUCACCCUCCACCCGCGCCUCAAGUCGUGCGUGCAGCGCGGCGGCGCGCCCAUGGGUGUGCUGGUGCUUCGCAGCGUGCUCAACAAGUUUGUGGUCAGCAACAGGAAAAACAUGUUUGUCAUCGAAGAGCUGUCCUCCAGAAAUGUUUUCUAUUUGAGGCUGAGGGAGUUGCAGGUGACUCAAGAGGCCGGGGAAUUUGACUUGGAGGCUUCUCUCUCCGACUCGGCUCACUUUGCCCAGCUUCGCUCCGAGCCAUCUAGAACUGACAGCGACACGGUGUCCCUGACGUCAAGUCUAGGCCGCCAGUCGUCCAGAAUUGAGGAAAUUGUGGAGCUCACCAUUCACGGCAUCGAAGAGACUGGCAAAGAGAUCAAGGACGACCUGAUGAAGAUGCUCCAGAACAAACUGGACGAUGCUUUGCUGGACGCCCUCUGUGUCAUGCUCAGCAGAAACCCUCAGUGCAAGCUCAAACCCGACGAUAUUUAUUUCAUUCAAAAGCCCCGCAAGGAAGCAAUGGAGACUCUCCUGUUGACUAUCCCAGGCCACUGUUCCAUGUACCUGGCUGCCCUCAUGUACUACCUCAGGCAGAACCUGCUGCAGUUCCUGCACACUCCCAACUACGUGGACUCCAACCCCAACUCCAAGUUUCAGGAUGUGAUUGAUGGAGUGUGGCGGGCAAUUCCCUCUGACAAGGUGUAUCUGUACAACAGACCGCAACCUAGUGGAGGAAAAGGCAUUGCCUGCAUCAGUGUGGGCCUGGUGGAUGGUCAGGGUUACGAGGUCAAGCUCCUUAACUGCCCGUCUCCCGUCCGCAAUACCAGCAUGUCUGCCACAGACCCCAGCGAGUUUCCCCGUAUGGUCCACACCACAGUGCACGAGCGGGUGGCCUCCUCAAGACCUGGACCCACUGCCCUCAUCCAGUUCCGGCUGUGGGAAUGCGGUAACUGUGACCUGAAGGUGAUCAAGGAUCGACUGACGGCGGCCGUGAGACACUCCCUGUGUGACAUCGUGAUGGAGUACCUCAUGCUGACUGCUCCCGUCUGUCAGGUGCCCAGGAACCUCAUGGACAUGGCGGCCCAGCCCGUAGCUUCCCUCCCCGCCUCGCCGGUCAAGAUGCCGUCUGAGAAUAUGGAGCGUCGUCACAACAUGCUGACCCGCAAGCUGUCCGUGGACCCGCCCCACAGCGUGACUUCCUCUGUCUCCAUGCUGUCCUCCUUCGUGGACCUCAAGGCCUCUGGCGCCAUCUCCAGCGAGGCAACAGGAAAGUGCCUGGACUUUUCUACGGCCCCUCUCUCAGCCAAUGACCACAUCUCCCUCCCACGCACGCCUAUCAUGAGCACAGGCAGCAAAGUGGCGGGGCCGAGGGAAAGCAGCAGUGUAUCGGAGGCUCGACUGAUCCAGCAGACCAUCUCCAAGUACGAGAGUGGAGAGAAGGGGAGCCUGCACCCAGUGUUCUGCUCUCUCAUCGAGCCAUGGAUUACAUUUUGCCAUACCAUUGGUGUGCCUUCUGUGUCCAAGACAAAGUUCCAGUUCCAAUCCAAGUUUUCAGUGGACUUUGUCGUGAAAGAGCUGCUCCAGUCUGUUCCCACCAUCUCCAACGACACGACCUUGAGGACCUUUAAGGUCGUGGACAGCGCAUCUUCGAUGCAGCCUCCUUACGGUGUCCCGUACACUCCCUGUAAAUCCUCUCCGAAGGAUGUUCAAAUGUCCCGAAUGCUUGAGAAUGUCACAUCUGCCGGAGGUCAUCUGUCUCUCAUGGCCGUGGGCAGAAACGUUGACCAGUGGCAGCUGACCGUACAGGACCACGCGGACAACGUGCCUGUCUUCCCUGCCAGUGUCCUCAGGGCGUACCGAGGCACUCAGAAGUACUUGCCCCAGGUUCCCCCAGAAGGAGAUCCCAAGUCCUCUGAGCUCUCCAGGCCCAGGUCGGCAGAAAAAGAUUUUGUUCCCAGACAGAAAUUGCUGAUCAUAGUGUGCGAAGGGAAAGAGAUGACCCUGCUGCUCUACAACUGGUCAUCUGACCUAUCCAGCCAGGUGGAGAAGACAGUGACCCGCCUCAUCCAGUGGAACAACGCCCGCUCCCACGUCCUGGACAGCAUCGUGGCCCAGAAGAUGGGACUUUUCCACCACUCCACCUUCUCUGACUUGCAGCACUCAGUGAGUCAGAAUCCAUUCACCCAGUCCAGCGCAGAAGUGGACAGCCUGAUCCGGUACCACGCCCCUCCCCGUGACUACCAGCGGCGACACAGCAGCCUGUCGGCCAAGGAGCGGGAACGUACCUACUCCCGCUCCAUCAAGCGCAUGAUCCCGUUUGACCAGACAUACAAGAACCUCCCGCCUCCCAAACUGUUGGACAAACUGGUGUGCAACGUGGCAAGUGACCCCGUGCUGCGACAUGGCGUCCAGACACAGGAUAACAGAUCACACACUCGACAAGAGAAGGCACAGCAGCAGCUGCAGCCUCACCAGCCAGGCCUCUGUCUACGCAAAGAGGCUGGUGCCAUUGAGGAAAAAGUACCUCUUUCCAGUAUAAACGAUGCUGUCUACCAGCAAGGUAUCCACCUUAAUGAAACACAGAAAUUCCUGUCUGAAGAGGAAGAACGUACCAAGCUGUAUCAGCUGUACAUAGGAUGGUCGGAGACCAACUGGAAGACUUCAGCCAACCCACCAGUCUCUGAAGACUACCUCAUCCAACUGAAGCGAGCGGGGCGGCUGUUCCACUACUGCGCCACCCCCCUCAUCUUCUCGGCCUCGUGGAGACAGAACGUUGUCCAGAAGACCACGGCCAAGGCCGACAGAUGGCGUCAGGACGGAGGAGCUCACCGAGACCAUCACUCGGCACCGACGCAGUCAUCCUCCUCUUCCACCCUCAUCAGCGGCGCGGGGGCGGCAGCAGCAGGGGGAGCAACAACGCCCACACCAGGGUCGGCUGCCACCACCCCAGCCACGCCCGACAAGGGUCAGAGGACGAGGUCAAGGCACAGUUCUGGCGCCUCCAACAUCAGUGUCAAGGUCAGGUUCCCCGAAGAGAUGACCCGGAAGGGGUCAGAGGCCAGCGCCAUCGGGCGUACGAGGAGUCGAGCGGCGGACGAAGAAGAGCCGUGGCACAUGGAGCUCAAGCAGCGGUUCAUGGCGGAGUACAAGCAGUACCUGGUGUCCGAGCUGGGAUUCAUCAAGCUCAACGUGCAGCCCGCCAUGCACAAGAGGUCCAGUCACGGCUCUGGGGCCUCUGCCGAUGGCACCGACAGCCGCAAGUCGACCAUCAACCUGCAGAAGACGCUGACAGGAGGCAUCAUCGUCAUGGAGCUCAGCUUCCACCAGGAGUUCUUCUGUGUCAAGAUGUUUGCAGUGGACUGCUCACAGCUCCGGGUCAUCGUCAACAAACAG
Aplysia californica (California sea hare) is the source of this 7620-nucleotide messenger RNA. Its product is annotated as KICSTOR complex protein SZT2. Gene Ontology annotation, cellular component: peroxisome. The record is from RefSeq and is a predicted model, not a curated record. NCBI's taxonomy places the organism in Eukaryota, Metazoa, Mollusca, Gastropoda, Aplysiida, Aplysiidae.